Molecule: messenger RNA, 837 nt
Organism: Eruca vesicaria subsp. sativa (arugula)
Lineage: Eukaryota; Viridiplantae; Streptophyta; Magnoliopsida; Brassicales; Brassicaceae
Source: the annotation of a GenBank genome assembly
AUGCAGGGAUCAGCCAGAUUCUUCAAAGGUUUCAGAACGUUAACGAGCACUAAGAAGCACACAUAUGGCCAAGCCUUCCACGACGAGAUACUCCAGUUCAAGAACUCCAACGGUACCAUGACAUCUUUCUCUGUCACCUUCUUCUUUGCCAUUGUCCCUGAGUAUAAGCACAAAGGCUCUCACGGAAUGGCCUUUGUGAUCUCCCCCACGAGAGGAAUAACAAACGCAUCUGCUGAUCAGUACCUUGGAAUCUUCAAUGAAGGAAACAAUGGUAACACCUCGAAUCAUAUCUUCGCUGUUGAGCUUGACAUAAACAAAGAUAAUGAGUUUGGUGACAUUGAUGACAACCAUGUUGGUAUCAACAUAAACGGAAUGAGGUCUAUUAUAUCUUCUCCUGCUGGUUAUUAUGAUCAAGAGGGUCAGUUCAGAAACCUUUCUUUCAUCAGUGGAGACCUACUUAGAGUCACCAUUGUGUAUAGCCACAAGGAUACACAGAUCAAUGUCACCUUAUCAUCACCAGAGGAGGCUUAUUAUCCAAAGAAGCCACUUCUUUCUCUGAACCAAGAUCUCUCCCCAUACUUCUUGGAGAAAAUGUAUGCAGGAUUUUCAGCCUCUACUGGCUCAGUUGGAGCAAUGCAUUACAUGUGGAUUUGGUUUAUAGAUGGCUGCAUUAAUGUGCCAAAACUGGAUUUAGGGAUACCUGAGAUUCCUCCAUAUCCCAAAGCAAAAUCUCAGGUACUAUGGAUAGUUCUGUUGACGUGCUUAUCAUUGUCUUUAUUGGCUUUCUCUGCUGCUUUGGUUGCAAGUCUCUGUCAAUGUUAUAAUCUGUGGUUUUGA